UAGUAAACAUUAAUUGGUUUGUGUGUAAACAGACGAUGUGCCACCUAAUAGAAUGUGUAAGUGUAACAGUUUUUUACAAUCAUACACGCGCAAGCUUAUUCAUGUGGUUGGACUGAAUUGGUAAAAUUACUUGUUGGAGAGGAAUGACCGGGACUAAAGUGUAUUUCUGGCGUUUGAUAACCACUGUGCGUAGUUGUGAAUGGAUAUGCUAAGCUAUUUUUGAAUUUGCUGUUCAGGUAAUUUCGGUUGAAGAUGUGUUUUUGAUGACUAUUCUGGGAGCUUUUCUCUGCUAAUAUGUCUGGACGGCACAUUCUGCAGUGUAUUGGCGAAUGGCUGGUGUUUUUCGAUUAGUAUCGUAGAAGUAUGGAUUUUUCUUCGUUGGUAGAAAGCCGAGUAAUGGGCGUAACUGAUGUAUUGCUGGCUGCACAUUUGGCCCACUUUUUCAAUUACUGGCAAACUUUCGGUAAAUUUACUUGGGUCAGAGGAUGUACUCGUUUCUCAUUAUUGAUACACUGACGAAUGUUCUGCAACGAUGGCGGAAGCGGCGAAUGUUUCUUAUAUGCGGCAUUCCAAAGGGAUGUAGUCCGGAAUAUGUCUGAAAUGAUUUAUAAAUAAUUACUUAUACAACCGCAUUUUGUGGGGUAUACUCAUUUUGCAUGUUUGAUAACGCAAACACACGCAUGCAUCGUAGUAGUCAGGUUAGUCGAGACGGAAAGGGCACGUCGGAUAGAUGACGACGUACUUCCUUUUUGAUGUACGGAAAACAAACGCGGCAAUGUUGGCUAGUUUCCUCUUCAUGCAGGAAGAAUUAUUCAGUAUGUGAUUCCAUUUUUUCAUAAGUAGUGUGAUUUGUGCAAUCAGAAUUGCCGCAAUACUGGCUGUCUGAGUUUAUCCAAGCAUUUGCAACUACGGGCUACAAGACCGUUUGCUCUUUUCAACAGCAGAUGAUGCGUAUCGUAUUUAUGCCACAAAGGGACUUGCGAUAUUUCAUUAUUGUAAGUAAAUAAAUAUUGGAUCGGUGUUUAUUGCCGCAGACAUUGCUAGCUACUUUGGAGAUUUCGGACUGUCGUUAUUAUCGGAUCAGCAAUAAUUAGCGGAGCGUUGACUGUGAAUCCGCUGGUGUGUCGCUAUGCCGACCGGAAGAGCGAUGCCACAUUUGGGUGACGCGUCAAACAUAUUAUUACCGCCCAUUACGAAGCUGGCUAGCAACAUGAGUGAUAUCAACUUAAACGGACAGGACGAUGGCUUGAACGGUGGUAGUAACUCGCCGGAUGGGGAAGUGCUGGGCUUUUCGCAGGUCAUGAAUGGCCACAGCAAUGGCACCGCGUCCCGUUCUCCGCAGGUGACCCGCUCCGUGGGCAGCUUGAUGUCCAGCAGCACCGCCACCAGCGCCACUAACGAGCAUUACCUGACAUGUGAUCACGCCUUUAAGUUGUACCACAAUAUCCUUACGAAUUUCGAGAAGCAGGAGAUCUUCAGCUAUUCGCAGAUUUACUGUGUCGGUUCGCGGGCCAAGAAAAUUCAGGCCACGUUCAAUGGGCCGAUGAAUGGCGGCUACGAUACGGAAAACGGUUCGUACCACCACGUGAUCCAUGACCAUAUUGCCUACAGAUACGAAGUGCUGAAGAUUAUCGGAAAAGGUAGUUUCGGACAAGUUGUCAAGGCCUACGACCACAAAACCCACACAUAUGUGGGACUGAAGACUGUACGCAAUGAGAAGCGCUUCCAUAAGCAAGCUGACGAGGAGAUUAAGAUACUUGAACAUCUCAAGCGCUUGGACCACGACAAUUCAAUGAAUAUUAUCCACAUGUUGGAUAACUUUGUAUUUCGCAACCAUAAAUGCAUCACUUUUGAGCUGCUAUCCAUGAAUCUCUAUGAGCUCAUCAAGAAAAACCGCUUUCAGGGUUUCAGUUUGCAAUUGGUUCGCAAAUUUGCUCACGGAAUACUCCAGUGUUUGGAUGCCCUUUACCGGCAGAAAAUCAUCCACUGUGAUCUGAAGCCAGAGAAUGUGCUAUUAAAGCAGCCUGGAAGAAGUGGCAUUAAAGUAAUUGAUUUCGGAUCUAGCUGUUUCGAGCACGAGCGCAUUUACUCGUAUAUCCAGUCGCGUUUCUAUCGGGCACCGGAAGUGAUUUUGGGUGGCCGGUAUGGCAUGGCCAUUGAUAUGUGGUCGUUUGGAUGUAUUCUGGCUGAGCUCUACACCGGCUUUCCUCUCUUACCGGGCGAAGACGAGGGCGAUCAGCUAGCGGCUAUGAUCGAAUUGCUGGGGAUGCCACCGGAGAGCAUGCUGGAGACGUGUAAGCGUUCAAGAAGUUUUUUCUCCUCCAAGGGUAUCCCCCGCUACUGCUGUGUUACAACCAAUGUGGAUGGUCAUGCUUUGCUCAGUGGGACGCGAAAUAAGCGCGGCAAAUACCGGGGACCGCCCAACAGUAAGGAUCUCGCAACUGGCCUCAAAGGAUGUGAUGAUACAUUAUUCCUGGAUUUCAUUCGGCGCUGCCUCGACUGGGAUCCUACGACGCGGAUGACGCCGCCGGAUGCUGUGCGUCAUCAAUGGCUGAAGCGUCGACUGCCGCGACCUCCCGGAAACGGAGAAAGCCUGGGUGCCAAGUCGCAAGUCCUGGCGCAAGUGCUGGCAGAUCGGGCGAACAACUGAAGGCGUGCACGCAUUUUAUCUGUACACAUACCAUGAUUCUUUCCUCUGCCAUAUAAAUUUCUCGUGAAUCUCCUGUCCAAAUAUAUGGCUAUGUUGCUCUCGCUCCGUGCACGGGGCAAGCCUGGAUAUUGCCUCAGGCGCUGAAAUGAGGGAAGUGGAAAGAACCUGGACGUCCUGCUAAUAAUUUGCUCCUACUCUUCCGAUACUGAUGGAAUUUUGACCAAUUUACCCGCAGUGGAAUUCACAGCAUAUCUGUGAGGCUGACGGGUUUUGUUCCCCUGUCUCGCAUAAAUUGUUUGAACUUGAGAAAUUUGUUAAAAAAUGGAACCGCCGAAAGGAAUAUCAGUUUUUUAUCUGCCACAACUCAUGUAUUGUUACUUUUUGAUUGUCCCAUUCCCUCUUUCAGUUAUUCCUAUCUCUCCUCUUUCUUUCUCUCUUCUUACCGGUUAAUCUCGGCUGGUUGGAACAUGGGCGUUUGUUGUGGAGGUGCAAUCAAAGCUUGGUUCACAAUAUUGUUUGGCGUUGAGCGACUUAACGGAUAACCUGAGUUGGAUUGUUUGCUGUUUUAGCGCUCUCUUUUCUUGUGUUACCUUUUGGUAAAACUAAUUUUUGGUUUCUCGCUUUACUAGAUCUGCGGUGUGUAUCUAAUAAUUUUUGAACUGGCUCAGUGUUUUGUAUCCAGAAUGCCCGUCCAAUGGCUCAGGUUUCCCCAUCUGUUUCUCUUCUUUAAAGAUAAAGAGUUCCUAUCGGUCAAGUGAACGGUCUCUGCCACCAUGAACAGCAGCUCUCACUUUUGUUUGGAUUAAUGGACUAAAAGCAGUCAUCACUAUCAGUACAAUGUAAGCCGAUCAUGGAUCCAGUUCGAUAACUCGGUUACUGGUUAGGAUUCAGUUUUCAUUGGCUCACUACUAUGAACCUGUAAUGUGUACCGAAUCUUUUUUCUGUGAUCCAUGUGUUUACGUAUUGUUCGGGGCUUUCGCUUUAUCCAUUGGAAAUUUGGAUUUUGGCCCGAAUGAUUAACGAAAAGCUGCAGACUUUAUUCCAUUACGGUGGAAUCUGCUGUUUGCUUUCUGAAUUGCCUCUCCGUUAUGCUGUACAUACAUAUCUGUCUACAAUAUUUUGUAUUUCAUGGCAGCACAAUAUGGAAAAUAAAUUAUUCCUGUAUAUUUCAUAUUCUUUAA
This is a messenger RNA of Paramacrobiotus metropolitanus, 3831 nucleotides long. Its product is annotated as dual specificity tyrosine-phosphorylation-regulated kinase 2-like. Bases 1130 to 2650 code for a protein of 506 amino acids. Gene Ontology annotation, cellular component: nucleus. Gene Ontology annotation, biological process: peptidyl-threonine phosphorylation; peptidyl-serine phosphorylation. NCBI's taxonomy places the organism in Eukaryota, Metazoa, Tardigrada, Eutardigrada, Parachela, Macrobiotidae. The transcript is spliced from 3 exons. The record is from RefSeq and is a predicted model, not a curated record. Gene Ontology annotation, molecular function: ATP binding; protein serine/threonine/tyrosine kinase activity; protein serine/threonine kinase activity.